GCAAGGGACACGGUGGCCGCCAAGUGGGGCUGCCCGUCGGGCUCCCGUCUGGGAUAGAGCGCUGGGGCUGCGCCGAGGGAGUGGGACGUCGCGGUUGGCCCGGUCUGGAAAGGCCGGCUGUCCUCCCUCCGCUGCCGAAAGUAAACUUUCCUGCUUCAUCCGCGGCGCUUCUGAGCGCUCGCCGCGUUCCGGGGCGCGAGGUCCGGAGCCGUCGUGCGUCAGGGCCUCACUCCCACUCCUGCGUGGGGCCUCCGCGCCAUGGACGCGACGGCGCUGGAGCGAGAUGCCGUGCAGUUCGCGCGGCUGGCGGUGCAGCGCGACCACGAAGGCCGCUACUCGGAGGCAGUGUUUUACUACAAGGAAGCUGCACAAGCCUUAAUUUAUGCUGAGAUGGCAGGAUCAAGCUUAGAACAUAUUCAAGAAAAAAUAAAUGAGUAUCUGGAAAGAGUUCAGGCUCUACAUUCAGCAGUUCAGUCAAAGAGUGCUGGUCCUUUGAAAUCAAAACAUCAGUUGGACUUAGAGCGUGCCCACUUCCUUGUUACACAAGCUUUUGAUGAAGAUGAAAAAGGGAAUGUUGAAGAUGCUAUAGAAUUAUAUACAGAAGCUGUGGAUCUCUGUCUGAAAACCUCUUAUGAAACUGCUGAUAAAACCCUGCAAAAUAAACUGAAACAGUUGGCUCGACAGGCACUAGAUAGAGCAGAAGGUUUGAGUGAGCCUUUGACAAAGCCAUUUUGCAAAAUCAAGUCAACGAAUAUUAAACCAAAGUCACCUCCAGUGAGAGCACAUUUUCCACUAGGAACUAAUAAUCCCUUCCUUGAAAGACCUCAGCCAUUUAUAAGUCCACAGUCGUGUGAUGCACAAGGACAGAGAUACACAGCAGAAGAAAUAGAAGUGCUCAGAACAACAUCAAAAAUAAACGGUAUAGAAUAUGUUCCUUUCAUGAAUGUUGAUCUGAGGGAACGUUUUGCCUAUCCAAUGCCUUUCUGUGAUAGAUUGGGCAAGCUACCAUUAUCACCUAAACAAAAAACCACGUUUUCCAAAUGGGUACGACCAGAAGACCUUACCAACAAUCCUACAAUGAUAUAUACUGUAUCCAGUUUUAGCAUAAAGCAGACAAUAGUAUCAGAUUGUUCCUUUGUGGCAUCACUGGCUAUCAGUGCAGCUUAUGAAAGACGAUUUAAUAAGAAGUUGAUUACCAGCAUAAUUUACCCUCAAAAUAAGGAUGGUGAACCGGAAUACAAUCCAUGUGGAAAGUAUAUGGUAAAACUUCACCUCAAUGGUGUCCCAAGAAAGGUGAUAAUUGAUGACCAAUUACCUGUUGAUCAUAAGGGAGAAUUGCUCUGUUCUUAUUCCAACAACAAAAGUGAAUUAUGGGUUUCUCUCAUAGAAAAAGCAUACAUGAAAGUCAUGGGAGGAUAUGAUUUCCCAGGAUCCAACUCAAAUAUUGAUCUUCAUGCACUGACUGGGUGGAUACCAGAGAGGAUUGCUAUGCAUUCAGAUAGCCAAACUUUCAGUAAGGAUAAUUCUUUCAGAAUGCUCUAUCAAAGGUUUCACAAAGGGGAUGUCCUCAUCACUGCAUCAACAGGAAUGAUGACCGAAGCUGAAGGAGAAAAGUGGGGCCUGGUUCCCACACAUGCAUAUGCUGUUUUGGAUAUUAGAGAGUUCAAGGGGCUUCGAUUUAUCCAAUUGAAAAAUCCUUGGAGUCAUUUACGUUGGAAAGGAAGAUACAGUGAAAAUGAUGUAAAAAACUGGACUCCAGAGUUGCAAAAGUAUUUAAACUUUGAUCCCCGAACAGCUCAGAAAAUAGACAAUGGGAUAUUUUGGAUUUCCUGGGAUGAUCUCUGCCAGUAUUAUGAUGUGAUUUAUUUGAGUUGGAAUCCAGGUCUUUUUAAAGAAUCAACAUGUAUUCACAGUACUUGGGAUGCUAAGCAAGGACCUGUGAAAGAUGCCUAUAGCCUGGCCAACAACCCCCAGUACAAACUUGAGGUGCAGUGUCCACAAGGGGGCGCUGCAGUGUGGAUUUUGCUCAGUAGACACAUAACAGACAAGGAUGAUUUUGCCAAUAAUAGAGAAUUUAUCACAAUGGUUGUAUACAAGACUGAUGGGAAAAAAGUUUAUUAUCCAGCUGACCCACCUCCAUACAUUGAUGGGAUUCGAAUCAAUAGCCCUCAUUAUUUGACUAAGAUAAAGCUGACCACACCUGGGACCCACACCUUUACAUUAGUGGUUUCUCAGUAUGAAAAACAGAACACAAUCCAUUACACAGUUCGGGUAUAUUCAGCAUGCAGCUUUAGUUUUUCAAAGAUUCCUUCACCAUACACCUUAUCAAAACGGAUUAAUGGAAAGUGGAGUGGUCAGAGUGCUGGAGGAUGUGGAAAUUUCCAAGAGACGCACAAAAAUAACCCCAUCUACCAAUUCCAUCUAGAAAAGGUUGGGCCAUUACUGAUUGAGCUAAGAGGACCAAGGCAGUACAGUGUCGGAUUUGAGGUUGUAACAGUUUCUAUGGUGGGAGAUCCUGGUCCCCAUGGCUUUCAGCGGAAAUCUAGUGGAGAUUAUAGGUGUGGGUUUUGCUAUCUAGAAUUAGAAAAUAUACCUGCUGGGAUCUUCAAUAUCAUUCCCAGUACUUUUUUGCCUAAACAAGAAGGACCAUUUUUCUUGGACUUUAAUAGUAUAACCCCCAUCAAGACAACACAACUUCAGUGACGGAGAAUUCUCAGCAAUUACUGGAUUUUAUAACUUACCAAACAUCAACUCUUCGAAUGAGGACACAGAUUUUCAGGACAAUAGACACAACAAUCAGAACAGAAUUAAAUCUCUAAAAACUGAUUACAGUGGAAUCUGGUGCUUGUCAGGGUGUUUGGUAAGAAUUGUAUAUAGUCAGAAUUACCUAAGUCGCCUAGAAGUACUGUUUAUAUGGUUUUGUGUAUAUAUAGAAUUGGCUUGUAUUUAGGGGCCACUUUCUAUUAAAAAGUGCAUAUGAUUAAAGAUUAGACUCAGUCAUCACUGUGAGAUUCCUUUGCUGAGAGGACAAUGGAACUGAGACCAGAUGAGGGAAGUGAGGGACAUAGACUCAUUGAGUGGAAUGGUGGGCUAGUUUAAUAUCUUGAAAUAUUUACACAGUUUCUCUUUUUUGCAAAGCAUGUUUUAAGUUAAGCCUGCUCGUGUUGACGCUAGUGUACAUCUUGGGCAGCUAAUUACCAAAUGAAUCAUGACACUGUAACUAGUUUUAAUUUUGCAUUAUUUAUGGCUUUAAAUGUUUGUUGCCCAGAUGUUAUGAAAGAAUAAAGUUUUAAGUACUAAUUAACUUAGCAUGAAGAUGCUAUACUUAAGAAUGAAAGUUGUUGAGGUUAGAUGAUCCCAUUGAAUCAUGUAGAAGCACUGAGGUAUAUUCAACUGUUGCAGUUUGUAUUUAUCAGGUUGAUGAAAGUAGUAAUUUGAGACACUGAAGACAUUACAAUUUAGUUUGAAUAGUCUUUUUUAAAUUGCUCUGUAGUUCAGUGCUCUUGUGGUAACAGCACCUUGAAGAAAAUAGUUGAGAAUUUAAUAUAUGGUGAUUGGGUUAUACAGCAUUCAGAAAAAGUGAAUUGCCAAGAUAAUAGUGUCAUGUAAAUUCCCAGUUUAUAUAAAAACCCCUCAGUACAGAAAAAUGCUCAAGAUUUUAAAGGUCUGAAAAUAGGGUGGGAUUUUUCAUUGUCUCUACUUUAUAAUUAUCAGAACUUCUUAUUUUGUAUUUCUACUGCCUUUAAUUGAAAUAAAAUGUUUAUACUUAUG
Molecule: messenger RNA, 3771 nt
Organism: Cynocephalus volans (Philippine flying lemur)
Lineage: Eukaryota; Metazoa; Chordata; Mammalia; Dermoptera; Cynocephalidae
Gene: CAPN7
Product: calpain 7
Exons: 21
Coding region: 259-2703 (814 amino acids)
Biological process (GO): proteolysis
Molecular function (GO): calcium-dependent cysteine-type endopeptidase activity
Source: RefSeq, a predicted model, not a curated record